AUGAAUACCACAGAAAGAGAACUCCAACCUGGCUUCAGGAGGAGCUGCAUGACAUCUGUAAAAGGACCAAGAACUAGAAGUGUCGUAACAUUUAAUCCAACAACUAUCAGCCCAGGUGAAGAGCUAUACAUUAACAUCCCUAAGCUAAAACCUGACUCCUGCCUUGUUCCAGGAUCACUUGCACUAUUAUUUGACUUCAAUAAUUCCAAUACUAAGAGUCGCUUUAAUAAUAACCUGUCUAAGUUGAUAGCUAAACGUCUUCAGAUUAAAGUAGCUGGUGAAACAGCUUAUGACUGUUCAGGAGAGAGUUUGUAUGAAAUAUACAAAGAUCUAUGGCUAACACUAGGUGACAGGAAAAAGAUGACAGAACAGGGUCUUGCAAGUGAGAAUCUCAGGAAGCUAAUCUCAGGCGACGACUCAGGUGUAAAGGUUGGUGAUGCUAAUAAAGUAGCAGAUGGACUUCUCCAUAGUGUGUACGGUUCUAAGCUUAGAAAACCAAUUGAUAAAAUAAUUGCAGACCAUGGACUCUACACACCGUUCUCCAUGAAUAACAAUCCUAUGUACAUCCUCACACUCCCGCAAUCAGAUGAGAUUAUGACUGCCCAAGGAGGUGAAGCUAAGGGUAAUUAUAAACUGGACAAUCUUGAGUUAGAAUACGAGACCAUUGAGAAUGACGCCCUUGCAAGUGAAGUAUCAAGGAUGUAUUCAACUGGUCGAUCACUGUCCUACAAACAUGUCACACUAAUGCGCACAAGUAAUUGGGACAAGGAUCUUACCAUUGUUAAUGAAAACAUAAAUAUCCCCAGAAAGAGCAUGUCAGCAAUUGUCCUUCUAUUUACCAAUAGAGUGAGAACCAAUUCUGAAGAAUAUAUUUACCCAAACAUUGAUAAAGUGAACCUAACCAUUGAAGGUGUGCCUAAUGCAGUUUUUUCCCAAGGACUUCAUAAAAAUAGGUUCUUUGAUGAGGCAAAACGAUUCUUCUGUCCUAUGUGUGAGAAAUCAAUGGCAGAUGAAUUUAUGUCUAUCAGCAGGUUCUUCAGUAGUGGUUUUGCUCUAGUAAUUGAUCUUAGAACGACUCAGGAUGAUACCACUGGAGAAGGAAGGAAGAUUGUCAACACGCAGUCUGGAGUACUUAUGGAAAUCAAGAAGCAAGCCACAACAGCUGACGUUCAGUGCAACAUUUUUGUUGUAUCAGAUGCCCUCCUUAACUUUGCGAAUAAAGAUCUAUCAAGUAUUCAAUACUAG
Messenger RNA from Paramuricea clavata, 1245 nucleotides. Lineage: Eukaryota; Metazoa; Cnidaria; Anthozoa; Malacalcyonacea; Plexauridae. The record is from the annotation of a GenBank genome assembly.